CGCCCAGUCAACAUCUGAGCGCAAGAUGGCUGAGGAAGAAGUUGAGAAGAUUAUUCAUCACACCAAGCAUAUUUUUAUCAACAACGUUGACUCCUAUGCCUCGAAAUGUAUCGCAAAGUUCUUGUCUGCCUGUGUAGUGGGGGCGUCCCUGGUGGAAACUGACGAGCCAGAGGUGGAGGAAGGGGAAGAGAGGCUAUCCAAAGAUGAGCAUCCAAAAGUCAAAGACGGAACCUUUAAAAUUGUCGGAACUAUUGCAAACAAAAACGAAAGAAGACCAAGUUAUGUGUUGGAUGAAUAUUUUCAACUGAAAAGGGAAGAACUCCUGGAGCGCCUGAUGGAGUGUGAUAUCAUAAUUUACAACAUCACUGAGGAUGCUGACCAGAUGGACGAGGCCUCUUGGGCAAUCUCAGCCCUUCAUGCUGAGAUGGCCAGGUUCAGUCAGCCGAAGAUGUUCAUCCUCAUAUCAACUGUAAUGACCUGGGCUCUCAGCAAGCCUGUCGAUGCGGAUGACCCUGAGAUUCCAUUCACUGAGGAAGACUACAGGAGAAGAAGAGCCCAUCCCAACUUCAAAGAGCAUAUCAACGUUGAAAAACUUGUGGUCAAAAUGGGCAAAACGAAAAGUUCAUUGCUCUCCACAUACGUAGUGGCCUCAGGAGUUCAGUAUGGAAUGGGAGAGCAAGUCUUCCACUUCUUCUUCAAGACAUCUUGGUUGGGAGACUUGCCCAAAGUCCCUAUCUUUGGAGAAGGCACCAAUGUCAUUCCUACUAUUCACAUCAAUGACCUUGCAGGUGUGAUCCAGAAUGUAAUUGACCAUAAGCCAAAACCACAUUACUUAGUCGCUGUGGAUGAUUCCAAGACCACUAUCGAUGACAUUGUAAAGACAAUAGCCUAUGUGGUGGGGCCAGGAAAGACCAAGAGAGUGCCAAAAGAGGAUGCUUUUCUCACUCGGGAUUUGAGACAAAUGGACAUCGAUGCUCUUUUUGUCAACCUUCGGAUUGAGGCUGUCUACCUGAAAGAGAACUUCAACAUCCACUGGGUGUGUGAGUCUGGUCUCAUAGACAACAUUGACCGUGUUGUGGAGGAAUACAAGCAAACCAGGGGCUUGCUGCCCAUCCGAGUGUGUAUCAUGGGCCCUCCAGCGGUGGGAAAGAGCACAGUAGCAGAGAGGAUCUGUAAACACUACAAACUGCACCACAUCAGACUCAAGGAAACCAUCACUGAGACCCUUGCACACCUGGAGUCUAUCAUUAGGAUGGAGGACGGAGAGACUGAGGCAGAGGAUUUUGCCACCUCAUCAGAACUCCUGGAGACUUUGAAGGAGAACAUGGAUCAAAAUGGAGGUCGACUGGAUGACCCGUAUGUGAUCAGGAUCAUGAGAGACAAGCUGAAGUCAAAGCUGUGCAGGAACCAGGGUUUUGUCCUGGACAGCUUUCCCAAGACAUAUGAACAGGCCAAGGACCUGUUCUAUGCUGAUGAUGAUGAGCCAGAGGAUAUGAGGUCAAAGAUCCCUCCAUUCAACAAGAAGAUCAUUCCAGACUUUGUGUUCUCCCUGGACACCUCCGAUGCGUUCCUGAAGAACCGUGUCCUGAACCUCCCGGAGAGCCUGGUGGAGGGAACGUCCUAUUCCCAGGAGCAGUUCCUGCGCCGCCUUGCCAGGUUCCGGGAGAGCAAUGUGGAUGACGAGACCGUCCUCAACUACUUUGAAGAGCUAGAUAUUCACCCGGAGCACAUUGAGAUCACCAGCAGUGACGACCAGGAGUACCUGGUGGUGACAGAGCGGAUCAUCAAGUCAGUGGGGAAGCCUAAGAACUACGGCCCCUCCAGCCAGGAGCUGGAGGAGGAGGAGAGGAGGAGCGCAGACCGCCGGCUGAGAACGGAGGCCCAGAAGAGGGCUGACACAGAGAGGCGGGAGACAGAGGAGGCCCAGCAGAGAGCAGCCCGCUGGGAGGAGUGGAGUAAGUGUCUGGAGGAGGUGAAGAAGCAGGAGCAUGAUCUCCUGGAGGUCCAGUCUGUUCCCCUGAGAAACUAUCUGAUGAAGAACGUCAUGCCCACUCUCACCCAGGGCCUCAUCGAGUGCUGCAAGACCAGGCCUCAGGACCCUGUUGAUUUCCUGGCAGAAUAUCUCUUCAAGAGCAACCCCCAAGUGGAGUGA
This is a messenger RNA of Salvelinus namaycush (lake trout), 2152 nucleotides long. RefSeq names its product adenylate kinase 7b (gene ak7b). The record is from RefSeq and is a predicted model, not a curated record. Gene Ontology annotation, molecular function: ATP binding; AMP kinase activity. Lineage: Eukaryota; Metazoa; Chordata; Actinopteri; Salmoniformes; Salmonidae. Bases 26 to 2152 code for a protein of 708 amino acids. The transcript has 18 exons. Gene Ontology annotation, biological process: nucleobase-containing compound metabolic process. Gene Ontology annotation, cellular component: cytoplasm.